GGACUCGUGUCAUGUGACCUCACGGCUGUUCGUUAAAUAGGACCGACUCUAAUUUGCAAUCUGUGUACAGCACCUCGGCCAGCGCUCCUUUUCAGCAGUGAUAUGAGCGUAGGAGCUCCUGCGGUCAGGUCAUCCAGAUAAAGGCUGAAGCAGGAAAGCAGAGGGACGGAGGCCGAGAUAUAUCAUUAAGUUAGAAGCUGUCGAUGCUGAGCCGUUUAUCUUUGCUGCAUCGGGAUCUGUGAGGCUGGGAGAAACGACACCUGUGCACCCGCGAGCGCCACCCGACCCACCAUGAUGGCAUCCAGCGACGUGGAUAGCAGAGCAGAGGGUUCUCUCUUCUCUGAUCAAAACCCAUCAGAACUGGACUCUCUGUUUCCGUCUGAUCCUGAGCCAUCCAGACCGCAGCGGAACUAUGAGCGGAUCGGGGAAAGAACAGGAACCUCUUUCUGUCAGACUCUGAUCCACCUUCUGAAGGGGAACAUCGGUACUGGUCUGCUGGGGCUGCCUCUGGCUGUGAAAAACGCCGGACUGGUGCUUGGACCAGUCAGUCUCCUGGUUAUGGGAAUCAUUGCAGUCCACUGCAUGAAGCUUCUGGUGAAAUGUUCCCACCACCUCAGCGCAAAGUUGAACCGGCCGUCUAUGACCUACGGAGAGGUGAUGCAGUACGGGAUGGAAAACGUGUCAUGGCUGAGGAACCGUUCACGAUGGGGAAGUCGGACGGUGAACUUGUUCCUCAUCAUCACUCAGAUCGGCUUCUGUUGCGUCUACUUCGUUUUCCUUAGUGACAACGUCAAGCAGGUUGUGGAAGCAGCCAAUGCCACCACCUUCAGCUGUCAGGUGAACCACACCAACCAGACGAAUGUCCUGGUUCCCAGUUUCGACUCCCGGAUCUACAUGCUCUUCUUCCUGCCCUUCUUUAUCCUCCUGGUCUUCACCCCCAACCUGAAGUUCUUGGCUCCCUUAUCUCUCCUUGCAAACCUGGUCAUGACCCUGAGUCUGGUUCUGAUUUACGUCUACUCCCUCAUGAACAUCACGUUUCCUAUUGAUCUACCAAAAGUCGGCAGAGCCAAGGACUACCCUCUGUUUUUUGGGACGGCCAUCUUUGCCUUUGAAGGGAUUGGCGUGGUCCUCCCUCUGGAAAAUAAAAUGCAGCGGUCGCAGAAAUUCACCCAGGUUUUGUAUCUGGGUAUGGGCAUCGUCACGUUCCUCUACAUCAGCCUCGGCACCAUAGGGUACAUGUGUUUUGGAGAGCACAUCGGCGGCAGCAUCACUUUAAACCUUCCAAACUGCUGGACGUACCAGGCAGUAAAACUCCUUUAUUGUUUCGGCAUAUUCAUCACUUUCGCCCUGCAGUUCUACGUCCCUGCAGAAAUCCUCAUCCCGCAGGUUUUGGCCCGCGUGCCGGAGAGAUGGGAGAAGCCGGUCGAUCUUCUGCUUCGCACCCUUCUGGUCAUCAUCACAUGUGUUCUCGCCAUCCUGAUACCAGAGUUGGACCUCGUCAUCUCAUUGGUCGGUUCGGUCAGCAGCAGUUUCCUGGCUCUCAUCUUUCCACCCAUCCUGCAGAUCCUUACCUUUCACACGGAGGGUCUGUCGCCAGUGACGACCGUCAUCAACCUGAUCAUUAGCGUGGUGGGGCUGCUCGGUUUCCUCUUAGGAACUUAUGUUGCCGUCGUAGAAAUCAUAGCACGAAAUAAUGUCAAACACGAAGAUAGAUUCUACGCCUACAUGGUGCAGUAGAACAGACUGUUGGGUCUUUCAGGCCAGUUUAAACCGUUCUAAGGAGCAGAUUUAUUUUAUGUUUUUAUUUGCUGCUGUUGUAUAUAUAUUUUAAUGCAAUUGUGUCACAAAUGUACGAGUGUCACGUUACAUUAAUUCCAGCCAUUAGUUCAGUCCAAAAGUCAUUAUAACUAUCGUAAAUUAGAAGAUCACUUCAUCAGAUUAUGAAGAGUAUUAGAGGUAAUUUAUCAUAUUCACAGCCUAAAAAUAUUCAUGUAAAUUCUCCAGUCAACACAUCAAACUACCUCAAUAGUUAUUUUUGGUUUUGACUCCCACAUUCAGAGCUGAUUCUUAUUUGUUUUUCACCUCAACCCAAACAUCUUCAAGUUUGCAGCUUUGAGUGGGUUCUAAUCACCAUCUGACAUCUUGACAGGAAGAAAACCUUGAUAAAAGACAAAUGCACUUUGAUUUAUGCCUUAUUAAAUAAAACUGCACUACUUUGGCAGUUUUCGGUGACACAUUGAACAGUUUAACUUAAAAAAAUAAUGUUUUGAGAACAGAUUAUGGGUUAUAAACCAAACCUCGCAUUAUUUGUGCAAUAAUUGUGCUUUUAUCUUCACUUAUCAAAUCCAUCGAUGUAUCUCUGGUCAGAUGUUUUAAAGAUAAAUAUAUUAUGCCAAAUUGUGAUUAGGGGGAUAUUUGGAGGAUAUUUUGCAAAUGUACAUAGAAUUAAGUGACUUAAUGCUUGCUAAGAUAAAAAGAUGUAAUAUUUCAUCCAAUGCAAUAUUACUAUGUCGAAAUAUUGGUGAAAGUAAAGAGAAUUUCUUAGCGUCGCUAUAGUUUAAAUUUUAUUUAGGUAAAGUUUGAACACGUGUUUUGGUUCCUUCUACAGUUGUAAUUUUUUUUCUAUUUGGGGAUUUUUACCAUUGAAUGUUAAGCAAAACCAUCACAUCUUAAGCUUAUUCUAGUUUUAAUCUCUGCACUAUUCAGAAGGUUUUUGGUUCAAGCCACUUUCACUUUCACUGUACUAUGAUUUUCAGAUGUGCAGUUUAUGCAUCUCAAAGAGGUUUGUAGUUAUCAUUUUUUCACCCAGGGUGGCUCCUGUUAUUUAUCUGGGUUCACACUGUGUGAUUAUUAGGCAUUUUCAGCCAAAAUCUAAAAAUAAGAAAAACUCUAGAAAUGUUUUUAUUUUAAUCCAAAUCUCAUUUAAAAUCAACCAAUGUUCAAACUUUUCCUGACCAGAGAUGACAAACAUUUACAAUCUACAGGUUCAGGUUGUAAAAGUUUUUUUUCUAAAAUCUUGACAAACAAGGAUUUGAUCAGAAGACAGAUGAAAAAGCUCAAUUAUCUAAAACUGUAGAAUAAAUCUAGAUAUUAAGCCAAACUGUUUCAGACUUGGGAGAGAUGAUACUAAAUUAUGUAGGAGCUCUUCUGUGUCUUGAAAAGUUUUUUGUUCUUUAUUUUUUUAUUAUUUUGUUUUAAUGUUUUUACUAAGUCUUAUUUUUAAAAAUUUUUUUUAUUACUUGUACCUAACUUUUACAGGUUGGUUUAACUUCAGACAGACUGUAUAUGAAAUAAUAAAAGAUAAUUUUUCUGCAAUAUCUAGCAGAUAAAAUGCAACAUGUACUGUAAGUUCACUGAACAGCUUCUGUACUGUUGUGCACGUCUUCAGUGUUUAUGUGACGGUAUCAACCAUAGAAAUGUUUCAGCUUUUAAUAGAAAAUGUUUGGAAAUCAAUAAAAAAAUCAUAUCCACAAGCCUUAUGUGUGUAAAGAACUAUAA
Molecule: messenger RNA, 3498 nt
Organism: Xiphophorus hellerii (green swordtail)
Lineage: Eukaryota; Metazoa; Chordata; Actinopteri; Cyprinodontiformes; Poeciliidae
Gene: slc36a1
Product: solute carrier family 36 member 1
Exons: 12
Coding region: 292-1737 (481 amino acids)
Biological process (GO): proton transmembrane transport; proline transmembrane transport; glycine transport
Cellular component (GO): vacuolar membrane
Molecular function (GO): glycine transmembrane transporter activity; L-alanine transmembrane transporter activity; amino acid:proton symporter activity
Source: RefSeq, a predicted model, not a curated record